Molecule: messenger RNA, 654 nt
Organism: Soboliphyme baturini
Lineage: Eukaryota; Metazoa; Nematoda; Enoplea; Dioctophymatida; Soboliphymatidae
Source: the annotation of a GenBank genome assembly
UUGGAAUUUUUUUCUGGUACUAAGGAUGACAUUUUUAAGGACGUCGAAGGCUCGAAUAUUAAAGUAAAGGUGUGCGUGUUCGCGUUUGAUCUGUUGUUUUUCAACGGCGUUUCAUUUGUACGAAGUGACUUUCGGAUCCGUCGUGAUCAUUUGCGUUCGUACUUCAAAGAGGUAGCUGGAGUAUUUAUGUUCGCAAAGGGCAUUAUCUCUAGCGACACUGAAGAAAUUGCCACCUUCCUUGAUGAAGCCGUGAAAGGUAAGUGUUCAUUACGCAAUUGCGAAGGACUGAUGCUGAAAACGUUGGACGACAACGCAACAUACGAGAUAGCGCAGCGAGGUUACUGCGGAACCGGCAAAAGAACGGCAGUUUAUGGUGGCUACCUGUUGGCAUGCUACAAUCCAGAGACGGAAGAAUAUCAAAGCAUAUGCAAGAUUGGUACUGGCUUGAAAGACGAAGAUCUGAAAAAUCAAGCCGAACUUUUCAAAGGUCAUAUUCUAACUGCGCCUAAACCGUACUACCGAUUCGAUACUUCUCUCACCCCUGAUCACUGGUUUGAACCGAUUCAGGUGUGGGAAGUGAAGGCUGCGGACCUGUCAAUAUCUCCCAGACAUUUUGCAGCUGUUGGAUUGGUGCGUAUUAUUCUUGAAGCCUAA